AUAUGGCUACUCAGAUAAGCAAAUACAAGUUUGUAAACAUUCAAUGGAUUCUACGUUUUUGGAGCUGACGAAGCUGCUUCCCCGAUGGGUGGAUAUAGAAAAUGUGAUUCAGGGCGAAGUCGAGGCACGCUACAUACUCAAAACAGCCACGGAUUACAUGGAGAACUUCCAAUCUAAAGGAAAUUCCGGGGAAGAGGAGACCAGAUACCUUAUAUGUGCUUUAGUGGAUAGAAACUGGGAACGCAUACACACAGGACACUUCAGCAGGGUUCCUUUAAAUACCAGGAAGAUAUACGCCAUAGGUUGCUACUUUAAGAUUUUUUUCCUACUUCUUGAGAGCUCGAGUCCUGCUCAAAAGGAGCUAUGCAGUGGGAUCCUGGAUGAGGCUCAACUAUUAGGCUCCAUGGAGGAUUGGAGCGAACUAAAAGUCGCCUUGAUGGAUUACCUGGAUAAGGGGAGACCGGAAAAUUCCGGAACCCUGCCAAUUCUGGAGUCAUUAAAACGAAUAUCCUGCACCUGUGAUAUACCUCAACUAGAAGCUCCCAGCUUACAAGAGUUCCAAACAAAGUGCUUUCAGGCAGGACAACCCACACUCCUUCUAAACACCAUCCAACAUUGGCCUGCUCUGCAUAAGUGGUUAGAUCUCAAUUACCUUCUCCAAGUGGCUGGGCAUCGCACGGUGCCCAUAGAAAUAGGUUCCAAUUAUGCCAGCGAUGAGUGGUCGCAGCAGCUGGUGAAGAUCAGCGACUUCUUAAAAAGGCAAUUCGGGGGGGAUAGGAGUAAGAGCCACCAGGACAUCGAAUAUCUCGCCCAGCACGAACUCUUCUCCCAGAUACCAGCUCUCAAAGGAGACAUAUCCAUUCCCGACUACUGUUCCAUAAGCAAAGAGGAUCCCCCGGGAGCUGUGGACAUAAAGGCCUGGCUGGGACCAGCUGGUACCAUAUCACCGAUGCAUUACGAUGCCAAGCAUAACUUACUAUGCCAAGUAUUCGGCUCCAAGAGGAUUAUAUUGGCUGCUCCCGAAGAUACCGAGAAUCUGUAUCCCCACGAAAGCGAGUUUCUAGCUAAUACAUCCCAAAUAGAUGUCUCUCAACUGGAUCUGGACACAUACCCUUUAGUGGAGAAGGUCAAGUUCUACCACUUGCUCCUUCAACCUGGCGACUGUUUGUACAUGCCACCCAAAUGGUGGCACUAUGUGAGAUCUGAGGCCCCCAGCUUCUCUGUAAGCUUCUGGUGGGAGUAGAAUUAUAAAGUACAUUUUUUUGAUACUCUCUUUUUAUAUGACCUGUUUGUGAUUAAAGUUUUGAAGCUAA
Messenger RNA from Drosophila subpulchrella, 1313 nucleotides. It is a transcript of the gene JMJD5, whose product is annotated as bifunctional peptidase and arginyl-hydroxylase JMJD5. Lineage: Eukaryota; Metazoa; Arthropoda; Insecta; Diptera; Drosophilidae. The transcript is spliced from 2 exons. The record is from RefSeq and is a predicted model, not a curated record. Bases 44 to 1243 code for a protein of 399 amino acids. Gene Ontology annotation, molecular function: histone H3K36 demethylase activity. Gene Ontology annotation, cellular component: nucleus.